AUGUGCUCCUCAGGCCUGUGCCCUCUCCAUGUGGCCGUCCUGUCUAACCGCCUGUCCUCUGUGCGGAGCCUGCUGAGGAGCGGAGCCGACGUGGAGCUCCAGGAGAGGACCAGCGGGCGCACCCCCCUGCACCUGGCCACCGAGGCAGACAACGUGUCCCUGGCCGGCUGCCUGCUGCUUGAGGGGAACGCUCAGGUGGACAGCUGCACGUUCGAUGGCUCCACCCCCCUCCACGUGGCAGCAGGACGAGGAUAUGCAAAACUCACUGCUCUGCUCAUGGCUGCAGGAGCAGACCCCCUCAGGGAGAACCUGGAGCCGCUGUACGUGUGUGAGGAGGAGGAGGAGGAGGAGGUCGACGAAGGCUACGUCCCAGGGACCACUCCUCUCAACAUGGCUGCCAACACACAGGUCCUGGAGAUCCUCAAUGGAAAAGAGUACGAACCGAAGCCACCUCCGAAGAUCACAGCUCAAGCAGGGGACCUGAGCAGCCUAGAGCCCUCUCUCAAACAGGAGGUGUGCCGGGCCCUGGACACUGAAGGAUCAUGGGAAUCGCUGUCCCACACUCUGGGGCUGGGCAUCUUAAACAAUGCCUUCAGACUUGGUCCGUCUCCAGCCAAAACCCUGUUGGACAGCUACGAGGUCUCUGGUGGGACAGUGAAGCAGCUGUGCUCCGCUCUAUCGUCUGUGGGGGACUGCACUGCCCUGAGUGUCCUGAAGAGGGCGCCUCAACUACAACCCGAUACACAUGUGCACUCAUCAGAGGACGUCCCGGCGCUGGUGCAGGAGCUCAAGCUGGACCUUCGCAUGGACAGCGGCCUGUGCGACAGCGGUGUGGAGCUGUCUGCCGCCUGA
This is a messenger RNA of Knipowitschia caucasica, 852 nucleotides long. Lineage: Eukaryota; Metazoa; Chordata; Actinopteri; Gobiiformes; Gobiidae. The record is from the annotation of a GenBank genome assembly.